UAUUCCGUGUUAGCAGGUACUGACGUCUCUCUCCUACAGGCACCAUGACGGAGGGACCAGCCGGAGAGGAAGUAGCAGGCAGCGUCCAACUCCACCAGGCACAGCCUCGCUCAGUCAUCUUCAUCCCACCCACCAGGGAAGCGCUUGCGGGCGUGGGAGAUGAGCGCAACAACGAGGUGUGUGGCAUCCGUCACAGUUCUGUGCCAGACAUCAUCACCAGGAUCGUCGGAGGCUUCCCAGCAGAGUCCCACGAGUUCCCGUGGCAGGUGUCCCUACAGUGGCGGUACAACUGGUACACUUACCACAUCUGCGGCGCCACUGUCAUCGACCAGAACUGGGUGCUGACGGCCGCCCACUGUACCCACCAGUACACACCCAAGGACCUCCUGGUAGUGGCUGGUGAUCACCAACUGAAGCACAAGGAAGGCACAGAGCAGACGAGAUACAUAGAGCGCAUCAUAGAGCACCAGUUCUACAACAGCAACUCCCAGGAGAAUGACAUCGCCCUCCUCAAGCUAGCUACACCCCUCCAGCUUGACGGCAUGACCGUCUCUCCCAUCUGCAUGCCGGCUCCUGAUAUCACCUUCUCAGGUAACUGUGUGGUGUCUGGAUGGGGCAAGGUGGUGGAGGACGGAGCUACCUCAGACCUCCUCCGGAAGGUGGUGGUGCCCAUUAUAAGCGACUCUGUGUGUAAACAGAGCUACCAAGGUAUCGGCUACAACGGCCCCAUCGCAGAGACAAUGAUGUGUGCUGGCUAUAGAUUCGGGAACAAGGAUGCCUGCCAGGGAGACUCUGGUGGACCCUUUGUCUGCCGGGGAGGAGACAACCGCUACUACCUGGCGGGCGUUGUCUCGUGGGGCAUCGGCUGUGCCAGACCCAAUGUUCCCGGCGUCUACACUGAGGUGAGCAGGUACGUCGUGUGGAUCAGCAAUGUUGUCAACAAUCGCCUCGACAUGCCCCCACGGCCGGCCAGCCUCAGGGCCCCGACCCUUCAGGACGACAUCUUCACUCAACCCGCACCAGGGAACUCAACGUCUGAAGAUCAUCCUACUGCUAGCCAGCUCUUGCAGCCUGUUGCUGCUGCAGUGUAACAACCAUUCUCUUCAUUGCCCACCAUGACUGUCUCUUAUACUUAAGGCCAGACCUCAAGCCCAUCUCUAGAGGAAAUCUGUUCAACAAAACAUAACUUGAGGGCAGUCCAGAAUGAAUUAAAUUAUAAUAAACCCUGACUAGUUGCUGUCUAAAGAAUGGGCUAAAAAAUGUUUUUUAACUAAGCAUUCAUUGUUAUUAUUUUGUAGGUAAUGUGUUACUGGCUGGUCUUGAGCAUAACUGAUGUUAGGCUCAUGGCCUACCAAUGUCUGGGGGGGGGGGGGGGAGUUAUUGAGGCACCACAAUAGCUAUCUGACCAAUUGGCAAGUAUUCUAGUCCUGGAUGUAGUCCAGAGCUAAAGUAAACUAUGUUAUGUAUACACAAUGAGAACUGGAGUACAUCUUUCAAUGUAUUUAACUUCCUUCUCAAUUGUGAAUGCCACGAUGUAGACUAAGGGAGAUGUGUUCCAUUUGGCCGGAUGUUACAGCAACCCAAUCCACGCCUCGCAUUAAUGGUGGUCACCUCACCGCGUAGGUGAUCAUCUCGCACUGAUGGUGAUCACCUCACACUAAAAGUGGUCGUCUCUCACUAACCAUAAUGGCAUCA
Messenger RNA from Procambarus clarkii (red swamp crayfish), 1695 nucleotides. Its product is annotated as trypsin-1. Gene Ontology annotation, biological process: proteolysis. Lineage: Eukaryota; Metazoa; Arthropoda; Malacostraca; Decapoda; Cambaridae. The record is from RefSeq and is a predicted model, not a curated record. Gene Ontology annotation, molecular function: serine-type endopeptidase activity.